This is a messenger RNA of Zophobas morio, 913 nucleotides long. Its product is annotated as protocadherin-20-like. Gene Ontology annotation, molecular function: calcium ion binding. Gene Ontology annotation, biological process: homophilic cell-cell adhesion. The transcript has 6 exons. Gene Ontology annotation, cellular component: membrane. The record is from RefSeq and is a predicted model, not a curated record. NCBI's taxonomy places the organism in Eukaryota, Metazoa, Arthropoda, Insecta, Coleoptera, Tenebrionidae. The coding region runs from base 53 to 853 and encodes 266 amino acids.
GUUAAACGUGUGAUACGACUCCACACGUUUUGCUCCCCCAUUGCCACUCACCAUGAAAAUUCCACGUCUCCUUUUUUUCGUCCUUUAUGCACACUUUUCAACCGGGACAGUCGUACUCGAUGCUAGAGCCACUGAGGGCCCAGUACUAAAAGUGGAAGAUUGCUACAUGCUGGAAGAACUGGCAAUCGAUGUAAACAAUUCCCAGUGUGAGUUCAUCAUAAGUAGUACCGACGGACACUUAAGUAGUGUCACGUUCACCAUAGAAGGCGAUUCGCAUGAAGAAAACAUUUUCGAAUUACAGUACAGAUCACCACCUAGUAGUAGUGAUUUAGUUACAUCGAUCUACUUGGUACUGAAACAAGACCAAGUGCUGUUUUACGAAAGCACGAACCAAUUUAACUUCAACGUAAAAGUUGCGGGUGCUAGUGAGAAAGUACCAAUUACAGUCUACGUUUAUAAACCGCCAGCUUGGACCGAUAGUUCAAGUAUUAAACAGAUAGAAGAACAAGAAGAAAAUACGAUUCUUACCAUAUCGGCUGCACCAGGCGAUGGCCACCCUCCCUGUGACAUAGUAAUCGCAGUUAUAGACAGCACAUUUAAUCAAAUAGAGAUAGGUCAAUGGGGGAUGAAUGUCUUAGAAAUUAUAGUUCCAAAAAUCGACAGAGAACAACAAAGCAGUUUUGAAAUCUAUCUAGAGGCGUUUUAUUCUGAGCAACCAAGAGCCUCAGCUGUAAGAACGAUCGGGGUACUAGUUACAGAUGUAGAUGACAAUCCGCCCUUGAUUCAAUUGAACCACAACAAAACCGCCGAAGUCACCGUACUCCUAAAUUCUACUCGUGUAGUUGUCACCUAGUACUACUUCGGUUUUACUGUUCAUCGCACCUGUACAAUGCUGGAGGUACCUUCAAGUUAA